Messenger RNA from Uloborus diversus, 2072 nucleotides. Its product is annotated as nuclear cap-binding protein subunit 3-like. Lineage: Eukaryota; Metazoa; Arthropoda; Arachnida; Araneae; Uloboridae. The transcript is spliced from 12 exons. The record is from RefSeq and is a predicted model, not a curated record. Gene Ontology annotation, cellular component: cytosol; nucleus. The coding region runs from base 153 to 1955 and encodes 600 amino acids. Gene Ontology annotation, molecular function: mRNA binding; RNA 7-methylguanosine cap binding.
UUCAUUUUCAGCUUCAAAACAAAUAAUGUGUAUUUUAAUGUUUUAGUUCAUUAUAAAAUCACUUUCUUCAUGAAAAAUACCUUUAAUGCAUCAUUAUAAUAGUCUACCAAUACGAGCAAAGAUUUAAAAAAGCUGCAUACAUAAUUUUAAAUAUGACUCAAGUUUUAAUGGGCAAAGUUUUACCUAAUUUAAAAAUAACAUUAGAUGACUCAAACGCUGAAGAAAAUAUUGAGGAAGGAGAAAUUACUGAUGAUGAAUCCGAAGUUGAACAUUUUAUUUCAUCAGAGAAGGAAAAACCCCAAAGUAUUGAAAUAGUAAGAACCUGGAUGAAAACAUUACCUAAUCCAAAAGUAUAUGAAAACAAGAAUGGUGCAUUUAUUACGGGGAUUGAUCUUUCUUCUGAGGUAGUUGUUAAAAAGUUAGAAGAACGUGCUGCUAGAUUUGGUCUUGAAAGAAAUGAAGAACGUCAAAUUACUCAAGAUGAAAUCAAUGCUUUAUAUAGCAGUAUGGAUAUUGAUAUUGAAAAUAGGAAUUCAAAUAAAAUUAUGAACAUCCGUUUGAAUGCCAUUCACAUGAGAGGUGUCAAUGAAAUGAAUACCAGUGAGAUUUUCCAGUAUUUUAGUGAUUAUGGAGCAUCAACAGUUGAAUGGAUCAAUGAUUAUUCCUGUAAUGUUGUUUGGGUGGAUGAUACAAGUGCUGCCAGAGCCCUCCUUGGCAUGAGUAGAGUUCUUUCCAUAAAAAGGAAGAAAGAUGAAAAUGAUAUGAAGUUUGAUUUGAAAAAUGAUGAGAAAGAUUCCAAGGACAGCAAAGAAAAUGAAGCCAUUAUUUUGAUGUCUGAAUCUGAAGAGAGCGACAGCGAAGAAAGUGUGCAUAGUUCAAGUAAAAGUGAAAAAGGCGAUCUGCCUAUGGACAUUGAUCAAAAAGAGGAUGUGGUUACACGGGAUUCUCCUUCUGUUGAUGUUCCAAUACCGCCAGGAACUUGGAGACUUGGAAUGCCUCAUCCAAAAGCUAAAGCUAUAUUGCUAAGAUUUGCAACAAAAGAUGAUAGGAAAUUACCUGGAGCCGAGAAAAGAAGCCAGUUUUACCAGAAGUAUGGGAAUCCAAAUUAUGGAGGUUUAAGAGGUCUUAUAAGCACAUCAAGAAAGCGAAAAAUUCAAGCUGCAAAAAACAGAGAAGUGAUUGGAAAGUUCAGUCAAGAAACCAAUUAUCAAGAUGAAAUUCAUGCUUUCAUUCAGGAUCGACCAGCAGCACCAAGAUCAGGUCGUUUGAAGCAGCCUAGGAUGAAAAUGUAUGCUGAUGAGGAAGAAGAAAAGAAGAUCAAAAGAAAAAAGCAAGUUGCAGAAUAUUCAUCGGACGGGAAAAAGAAUAUUUUCAGUCGCCUAGGAACCAAGUACACCAAGGAGGAUCUCUAUCAUCUUGGAAGAAAGUUCUCUGACAAUGAAGAAAAUGAAAGUGAUAAAAAAGAAGAAAGGAAAGUAACUUCUCGUUUCAGCAUAUGGAAUGAUAUUGCGAAGUCGAUGGCAGACGAAGAAAAUUAUUCGCCUCGUGAUGAAGUGAAAAGCAAAGAGCCAACUAGGGAUUUAAGAAAUAAUCUCGAUGGUUCAGCUUCUCGCAAGAGGACACACUCACCUCCCCGAUAUCAUGAUAAGUUUUCCUCUCGUAUCUCAUCUCAUUCUUCAUUCUCAGACAGAAGAGUGAAGUCUUCAUUCUCAGACAGAAAAAUGAAGUCUUCAUUCUCAGACAGAAGAACGAAUUCAUCCUCAGACAGAAGAAGGGAUUCAUCAUCAGACAGAAGAAUGAAUUCAUCCUCAGACAGAAGAAGGGAUUCAUCCUCAGACAGAAGAACGUAUUCUUCAAAAUUUCAAGGUGAUUUGCGAUCAAAGAUUAAAAAAUUAAAAAGAGACGAUUCAGAAUCAGCUUCUAAGCAUCGUUCCCCCUUAUGUAAAGAUGAUUAAUAUUGCACGUCUAUGGAAAAACCUUAAAAAUCUUGUUUUAAAGAUCUUUGUGGUCAAUCAACUUUUAUAUGAAAAUUAAAAAUGGAAAUUAAACAUUGCUAAUUACAGUGAAAUCCC